UGAGAACCAACCGAGACAUACAGUUUCCAUCAUUUUGUGUCGUGUCCGAAUAUUUACUCUGCUUUACAGUUCUUUUUCCGAAUUGAAAAUUUUCUCGCCUGCCUUAGGUUUUGCUCAUACAGUAAGGUUUGGAUAAAGUUUGGUGGGGAGGGAGAUUCAUAUGACGGGGAAGCGGAUCAAGACUAGUUGCGUAUCUGCUUCUCACAAGCUGUUUAAGGACAAGGCGAAGAAUCGGGUCGAUGAUUUGCAGGGGAUGCUAACGGAUCUUCAGUUUGCUCGGAAAGAGAGCCGUACAACUGACGUAACUCUGCUCGAGGAGCAAGUUCAUCAGAUGCUUCGUGAAUGGAAAGCCGAGCUCAACGAGCCAUUCCCGGCUUCUUCCUUUCAUCAACAGGGCGGUGCUUUCGGGUCGUUCUCCUCAGAUAUUUGUCAGUUGCUGCAGCUCUGUGAUGAGGAAGACGAUGCAACAAGCAAGUUAGCAGCUCCAAAACCCGAGCCCUCUGAUCGUGUUCUUGAAGUUGGAAAUAACUAUAUCUUCCAAGGGGGAUAUGAUUUGGUUCAAGAGAAGCCGGAAAACGGGUUUCCGUUGCCUGAUCAUUGCAAAGACUUCGACGGGUCAGCUCAUUUGGAAUAUCAUCAUCAGUAUGAUCUGCAAUUAGAGCUUGAACCAGACUUCAACAAUGGUGGUUUCAUGGAUGGUACAGGUUAUGGUGGAGAGGAGAGCUUACAUAUCUCUACUCUCAUGCCGCCGACUAUAAGUAUAUGCCCUCCCCCCUCCGCGUUCUUGGGCCCGAAAUGCUCGCUCUGGGAUUGCCCUAGGCCGGCGACUCUAGGGUUUGACUGGUUCCAUGACUACUGCAGCAGCUUUCAUGCUGCGCUUGCCUUCAAUGAAGGCCCACCCGGUAUGAACCCUAUCGUCCGUCCUGGAGGCAUUGGCCUUAAAGACGGUCUGCUUUUCGCCGCCCUUAGUGCGAAAGCCGACGGGAAAGAUGUCGGUAUUCCCGAGUGCGAAGGAGCUGCUACUGCUAAAUCUCCAUGGAAUGCUCCUGAAAUCUUCGAUCUUUCGGUAUUGGAGGGUGAGAUCAUAAGGGAGUGGCUGUUUUUCGACAAGCCGAGAAGGGCUUUCGAGAGCGGGAACCGGAAGCAAAGAUCCUUACCGGAUUACUGCGGGCGUGGCUGGCACGAGUCCCGGAAACAGAUCAUGAACGAGUUCGGAGGCCUGAAAAGAUCUUACUACAUGGAUCCACAGCCUCUGCGCCAUUUCGAAUGGCAUCUCUACGAGUACGAGAUCAACAAAUGCGAAGCUUGUGCCCUCUACCGGCUGGAACUCAAGCUCGCAGCCGUCGGAAAGAAGAACUCGAAGGGGAAGAACUCGAAUGACUCGGUGGCUGAUCUCCAGACACAGAUGGGAAGGCUCACUGCCGAUAACAACAAGCGCUGCAUCAUCAAAGUUCGACCCAAAGUCACCGGAAAAAUGCCCGGCCCGAAACCCUAUCCUGUUCAGAACAUGACAGACCCUACCAACGACGAUGACAAGUUACAGUACGGAGUAGCCGAAGAGUAUAGUUACCUUGUUGGAAGCUAAGCUUAGGCGAUUAUUACAUCAACUGACCUGAAGAAAACAUCAGGUUGAAGCUGUUGCUUACCGUUAAUCGUGCAGCAGCUGAAACUACUACUACUACCACCACCACUGCAACUGCAUUCGCAGGGGUAUUUUCGUACUUUCAACUUCCCCCGAGCUCCCGAGGGAACUAUGUACAUAACAGGACGGAAGACUAUCCCGGAGAUUCCGAGCUUGUUGUACUAACACAAAGCAAGAGAACGAAGGUAAAAAAGAGACAACCUUUUUCUGUCUUUUUCGGCUGUUGCAUAUGAACCGAGAGAUUACGGUUGAUGAUCAUUGCCCUCGAACUCGUAUAUAUCGAGAUCUUGAAACACGCUCUGUAAAAAAUCUUCUCUUAUUCUCAACGAUAUAAUGGAGAUUUUUCUCAUA
Tarenaya hassleriana is the source of this 1993-nucleotide messenger RNA. RefSeq names its product transcription factor VOZ1-like. Lineage: Eukaryota; Viridiplantae; Streptophyta; Magnoliopsida; Brassicales; Cleomaceae. The transcript is spliced from 5 exons. The record is from RefSeq and is a predicted model, not a curated record. Bases 161 to 1585 code for a protein of 474 amino acids. Gene Ontology annotation, biological process: regulation of DNA-templated transcription; positive regulation of long-day photoperiodism, flowering.